Aspergillus nidulans FGSC A4 is the source of this 3315-nucleotide messenger RNA. It is a transcript of the gene nic96, whose product is annotated as linker nucleoporin NIC96. The transcript has 6 exons. Lineage: Eukaryota; Fungi; Ascomycota; Eurotiomycetes; Eurotiales; Aspergillaceae. The record is from RefSeq and is a predicted model, not a curated record. The coding region runs from base 169 to 3315 and encodes 1048 amino acids. Gene Ontology annotation, cellular component: nuclear pore; nuclear envelope. Gene Ontology annotation, molecular function: structural constituent of nuclear pore.
ACAGGCCAACGACAAAUAAUUUCAUAGCCUUCCAGGUUGCUUUCAACCAAAGGUUGAACCAGUGCUUUUAAUAUAUUAAGCCGAAUACCUACGAUCGAGAGCCGUGGCCAUAGCAAAUACCGGUGCUUUUCUAGUGAUUCGCAUCUUUCCAGCUCACUAGGAUAAUCUAUGUCCUUCACAACGAGUUCAAUAUUUGGAACAGGCGGCCUGGGCGGCUUUGGCGCCUCAGCCCAGCCGUCGCAACCGCCGCAGCCGUCAAGCAUAUUCUCUCCGAGUAAUCCGACAAGUAUCUUCGGGAACCCUUCAACGACACAAGCUCCAUCAGUUAAUUCUAUCUUGGGCGGUCAGCCUCAGACUCAACAGCCUGCGCAAUCGUCAAUCCUCGGAUUGGGCCAACCUGCUCCGGGCACCGCGCAGCCCGCAAAUAUCUCUUCUCAGGCAGCGCAACCUGCCUUCUUCAACAGCUUACUGGAGCGUGGUAAAAAGCGUCCACUUUCUACUGUCACUGAAAAUGGUAAUUUUGAGGAGUUGCCUAAUCUUCAGUUGGGUCUCGAUGAUAUUCGCCGUAAGGCAAGAGGCCUCGGCACUGGGAGUCUGAGAGACGCUCAUAUACCAAGCAGCAAAGCCCAUUAUCUACUUGCAGCCUCAGGCGUUUCCCCUGGACAUGCUCUGCGUGAUCUAAAAGCUUUGGAGCCUCAAACAUCCAUUUCACUUCCGUCAAAAGAACUUGAAUCCUUUGAUCCGGACAAUCAGAAAUAUCUAAGAACCAUUCAACAGCGUGGUCGUCAGGCUAUGGUUGCAGAGAGUCUUGCCAGAGCUCAGAGGGAUUUCGACUUGUUUAUGGAAGAGAAAGUAGAUCUCGACUGGGAAGAGCAGCGCCAUAAGAUAUUCAAACACUUUGGGUUGUCCCAAAAGGAUGAGCCAGCCGAAAAUGCAGGGCCGUCAUUUGGACGUUCGACAAGGCCAUCCAAUCAGUUUGGGCCUGCGGCGACUCAUGGUGUUUCUCGAAGGAGCGUCUUCGGUCGAUCAGGCUUUGAGAAGUCAGUCAUUGGAACCCCGGGAACCGGAAAAUCGAGCCAUCAGCUUUUCGACGACCCGAUGGAGCGUACCGACGGCCCUAACACUCAGAGUCUGGACCUUCGAUUCCUUCGUGAAAAAAUGGGUUAUUAUGCGGACAAAGUUCAGUCGUUGAAUUCCGCUAGGCUCCAAGCACGUAGCUUUCCGAUCUUCCAUGAGUUUUCCGAGGUUGAAAAACACGCUGGCGGUGAUGUUCCUCAUCAGCUAUAUGAUGCGUAUAGAGCUCUGAUAAAUAUUGUCGGAGAAUCGGCUGAUAUUAGGGACGUUUCGGACCCUGGCGCGAUCAAGGAGCGUCAAUUCAUGGAGGAGUAUUUGGAUGAAGCGCCAAAGUCGCAACAAGCAAUCAACCUGAGAAAGCGAGUUGUUGAGGGCUCCAGAAAAUUUCUGGAGAAUUCAUUCUAUACUGAGAUUGAAGGCGCAAUUGCGAAAAAUCCGCGCGAAGCGCAGCUUGGUGGGAUACCGACUGUAAUCAACAAGGUUCGAGCGUAUAUACGCCUCAGGGAAUCCAGGAGAGACCUUGCGCCGGAUGGUACCGAGCUCCAAAUGGUGGGGGAUGAUUACUGCUGGAUCCUCAUAUUCUAUCUUCUGCGUUGCGGAUUCAUCACAGAAGCGGCGGAGUAUGUUGCCCGUGAUCCCGGCUUCAGGUCUUUGGAUCAUAAAUUUGUGACAUAUAUGACGACUUAUGCUCAAAACAAACGACUGCCAAGGGAUAUGCAGCAAAGAAUUAAUGGUGAGUAUCAACAACGGUCGCGCAACGCUCCAGACAACACUAUCGAUCCAUACCGAAUGGCAUGCUAUAAGAUUAUUGGGCGCUGUGACCUUGGUCGCAGGCGCCUGGAUGGUAUCAAUCAAAGCGUGGAAGAUUGGAUGUGGUUACAGUUCAGCUUAGCCAGAGAAGACGACCGAGCCGAAGAAGUUGCCGGCGAAGUCUUCGGUUUGGAAGACAUCCAGACAGAUAUCACGGAGAUAGGACAGCGAGUUUUCGGGAAGGGUCAAGAAGGGCCAGGCGGCUAUGGGACUUUCUUUCUCCUCCAGAUCCUUGGAGGAAUGUUUGAACAAGCCGUUUCCUAUCUCGGGUCCUAUGCGCCUGUCAGUGCAGUACACUUUGCUAUCGCCCUAGCGUAUUAUGGCUUAUUAAGGGUCUCCGAUUUCUACACUUCCGGAGAAGAAAUCUUGUCUUUCACCGUGAAACAAUAUCCCCAGAUCAAUUUCGGCUAUCUGCUGACUCAAUACACGAAAGAAUUUCGCACCGCUUACGUUGAAGCAGCAAUCGACUAUUUCUGCCUUCUUUGCCUCAAUGCUGAUCUUCCAGGAGCUCUGGGUAAAUCUCAAGCUUCCGUGUGCCAUGAAGCUCUGCGAGAAUACAUUCUAGAGACGAGGGAUUUUGCUAAGCUACUCGGUGAUAUCCGUUCGGAUGGUUUUAGAAUUAAAGGCCUGAUAGAGCAACGCAUUAGUUUGAUCAAAUUGGUGGAUCAGGAAGAGUUUCUGAAAACAAUCACUGUACAGGCAGCCGUUGUCGCCGAAGACAAGGGUUUGAUAACAGACUCGGUCCUCCUGUACCACCUUGCCGAAGAUUAUGAUCGUGUCAUUGAUAUCAUAAACAGGACACUGUCUGACUCCGUGGCAACUCCCCUUGGAAGCCCCACACUCAGGCUGCAGCCUCUAUGGCCUCGCACUAACCUGUCGCAGGAAUCUGGACAGGAGACGCCAAUAGAGCCAGGCACCAGCCUGAGCUUGACUGUGGUAGAAGACCCAGUCGUUCUCGCAAAGAACAUGAUCGGCCUCUACAACCAGAAUGCUCUAUAUUACCAGCGCAUCCGUCGAUCAAAUCGCGACGCAUGUGGUGUUCUGCUUCGAAUGAUGGAGGCAAAGGCUGAGGUUGAAGCAGGAAAAUGGACGGCAGCAUUAGAUACGAUCAAUGAGCUGGGCAUUCUGCCGCUUCGGGCCAAUGGCUCUGUACCUUAUAUUCGAAGCGCCGCCCAGGCUUUCUCGUCCCUUUCGUCGCUCAUUUCCGGAAAUAUCGGCCAUGUGAUCAUCUGGAGCAUUACAUGUAUCGGACGUGAGCGGGAACGACUGAACACUGGACCAUAUGAAAACGAGAUGAGGCAAGGGCUCGCUGAGGAGCUGUUGGUCAUGGCGAAGGACCUGAUGAUCUUCUCCGGCAUGGUCAAAUACAAACUACCCCCAAGAGUUUACGAGACUCUUGCUCGAGCUGGAGCGGACAUUGGCGCAUUCUAG